Medicago truncatula (barrel medic) is the source of this 1973-nucleotide messenger RNA. Its product is annotated as stomatal closure-related actin-binding protein 1. The record is from RefSeq and is a predicted model, not a curated record. NCBI's taxonomy places the organism in Eukaryota, Viridiplantae, Streptophyta, Magnoliopsida, Fabales, Fabaceae. Bases 204 to 1676 code for a protein of 490 amino acids. Gene Ontology annotation, molecular function: actin binding. Gene Ontology annotation, biological process: actin filament organization; regulation of stomatal movement. The transcript is spliced from 13 exons.
UUGAGGGACCAGGACUGGGGCGGUAUUCUCUUUUCCUUCUCUUUUUCCUUUCAAAAAAGCAAAACUAUCAUCUUUCUUCUACUACACUCUCUCUCUCUCUCUGCUACCUUCUUGGUGCAUAACUAAGUUUGAACAACCACUUCUCAUCAUAGAAUCUCAACCUUAACUACCCAUCAUCUGUACUAGGUAAUACUUUGCCAAAAAUGACAAGGGUGACCCACAGUUUUGGUGACACUAUGAUGAUGCAUAAGGACGUGGUAUCAGCCGAUGUAAUUUUCGCUUCUCUUCGAUUUCCUACUUAUCAAAUUGGAUCUAAUAAUAAGAUCAUGGAUGACCCGAAAGUGCUAUCGAUGAAGGAGGUUGUUGCACGUGAGACUGCACAGCUGUUGGAACAGCAGAAACGUCUCUCAGUUCGCGACCUUGCGAGUAAAUUUGAGAAGGGUUUGGCAGCUGCUGCUAAGUUAUCUGAAGAGGCUAAACUUAGAGAAGCAGCUUCACUAGAGAAGCAUGUUCUUUUAAAGAAGCUCCGAGAUGGGUUGGAAUCCUUAAAAGGUCGAGUGACGGGAAGAAAUAAGGAUGAUGUACACGAAGCUAUUUCUUUGGUUGAAGCCCUUGCAGUUCAGUUAACUCAUAGGGAAGGGGAGCUAGUACAAGAGAAGGCUGAGGUGAAAAAGCUAACAAAUUUUCUUAAGCAGGCUUCUGAAGAUGCUAAGAAACUUGUAUAUGAGGAAAGAGCGUUUGCUCGUUUUGAAAUAGAUAAUGCCCGGGCAGCAGUUCAAAGAGUGGAGGAGGCUCUUCAAGAGCAUGAGAGGAUGUCUCGAACUUCAGGAAACCAGGACCUGGAACAAUUAAUGAAGGAGGUUCAAGAGGCUCGAAGAAUCAAAAUGCUGCAUCAGCCGAGCAAGGUUAUGGAUAUGGAGCACGAGCUUCAAGCAUUAAGGACUCAACUUGCAGAAAAGUCUAGACAUUAUCUUCGACUCCAAAAAGAGUUGGCAAGGGAAAAGAAAGGAGAGGAAAAUGUUCCUCAUUUAUAUGAAUUAGAAGGGACUGAAACAUUAGGCUCGUAUUUGCAAAUUCAACCUUGCUCCAAUAAUGCCCCCGAACUUUCAGAAUGUUCAAUUCAGUGGUAUCGAGUAUCACCCGAAAGUGCCAAAAAGGAACUUAUUUCAGGAGCUACCAAAUCAGUUUAUGCCCCAGAACCUUUUGACGUUGGACGCAUAUUGCAAGUUGGUAUUAUUUCAGAAGGCUUGCAGAUCACAUUGUCAACCACCGGUCCAAUUGAACCAGCUGCUGGUUUGGGAAACUAUGUAGAGGCCCUUGUUCGAAAACAUGACACUGAAUUCAAUGUGGUUGUAACCCAGACAAAUGACUCACAUCAUUCAACUGAAUCUAUUCAUAUACUUAAUGUGGGUAAGAUGAGAAUGAAGCUUUGUAAAGGGAAAACAACAAUUGCCAAAGAAUUCUAUUCGAGUUCAAUGCAGCUUUGUGGAGUUCGAGGAGGUGGCAAUGCUGCGGCGCAGGCACUAUUUUGGCAACCAAAGCAAGGACUCUCUUUCGUAUUAGCUUUUGAAUCAGAGAGAGAAAGGAAUGCAGCUAUCAUGCUUGCAAGGAGGUUUGCAUUUGACUGUAAUAUUGUUCUAGCCGGUCCAGAUCACAGAACUUCUUCAGAAACAUGACGGGACUUACUUGAAUAUUACGUUCUCGACUGUAAUUAUUUGAGUUUCCCUCUCUUGUUGUAUUACAAGUGUGUGUAAAAGUGAAAUAUGCCUUUUUAUUGUGCUAUAGAAUCAUACCUUGUGGUCUGAAUUCCUUUAUAUAAUUUUCUUUCACCAACACCAGGGCAUUUUUUUUGUUAGCCUUUGUGAGUGAUAGUUGAUGAAAGUUUUAGAGUUUACCAAUUAUGGAAUUGGUGAAAGCCAAGUUCAGUGUUUGAGGUAUUAAUUGAUGGUUUUUUAUUGAUUGAUUGAUCCAAA